AUGGCCAGAUGGGCAGCCCUGGUGGUGCUGGUUGCGAUGCAUGCAACCUCGGCAGCGACCACCAACCCCGGCUUCGUGGCCAGGAUCACCCAGAAGGGCCUUGACUAUGGUAAUCGGACUCCUGCUGCCCUUCCUCUCCCACCCCUGAGAUGCACCAUGGUUAUCCAAGAGUUCCAGCUGCCCAGUUCCCAGAUAAGACUGGUGCCCAAGGUGAACCUGAAACUCUCCAUCAGCAAUGCCAAUAUAAGGAUCUUUGGAAAAUGGAAGGCCCAAAAGAACUUCAUCAAAGCCCGUGGCAACUUUGGCCUGAGGAUGGAGGGCAUCUCGAUCUCCGAGGACCUGAAGCUGGGUCAUGAGUUCCUUUCAGGGCGCACCACCAUCACCUGCUCCAGCUGCAGCAGCAACAUCAAGCAUGUGCACGUGGACAUCUCGAGAAGCAGCUUAGGGUGGCUGAUCCAACUCUUCCACAAAAAAAUUGAGUCUUCGCUGAAAAGGGCCAUCCAGAGCCAGAUCUGCGAGAUAGUGACCAACGCUGUGUCCUUUAAGCUUCAACCUUAUUUCCAGACUACGUCAGCCUUCGUCGACACUGUGGCUGGGAUUGAUUACACGGUGGUGGCACCUCCAACAGCUACACCUGGCGGCGUGGACUUGCAGCUGAAGGGGGAGUUCUUCUGUCUGCUUCUCUGCCCCCCGGUCCCCCUUGCCCCACCAGCACUGGUAUUUCCCACCGACCACAAGUACAUGGUCUACCUGGGCAUCUCGGACUACUUCUUCAACUCCGCUGGGUUUGUGUACCAAAAGGCUGGAGUCAUGCGCCUGACCCUCACAGACGACAUGGUGGCCUGGAGUUUCCCCAAUAUGACGAUGCAGCUCCUUAUCUCCGCCUCCAUCCCACCACGCCUCGCCAUGGACCCCAACAGCCUCAUCAUCUCCCCUCAAUUGGAGACCUCGGCCUACGCUAUCCUCUCCAACUCCUCCCUGGUCUACCUCUUCCAGCUUGGCUUGAACACCAACAUGUCUGUGGCGGUUGGUGCCAAGUCCAACAGGCUGGUUGGAGAGUUGCUGAUGAAAAACGAGCUGAACCUGGAACUGAAGCACUCAGAGGUUGGCCCCUUUGAGGCCCGGUUGUUGCAGGCUACCAUGAACUAUUAUGUGGUCACCACUGUGCUUCCCAGGGUGAACGAGAGGCUACGGCAUGGUGUCCCCCUCCCACUGCCCGCUCAGAUCUCGCUCUCCAACCCAGUGCUCCAGCCUCACCAGGGGUUCCUGCUGUUGGGGGCAAACCUUCACUCUGGCUAACUAGCCGCACAGAGAGGAAGGGGCUGCCAGCCUCCACGCUAAGGACCUGCAGACCCUGCCCGGACCUCCCGGAGGCUUCCAGGACUCUUCAACGGGUCGAGCUGCACAGUCUUUGCCACCAGCAGCGCACGGCUGUCAGUUAUAACC
Molecule: messenger RNA, 1446 nt
Organism: Echinops telfairi (small Madagascar hedgehog)
Lineage: Eukaryota; Metazoa; Chordata; Mammalia; Afrosoricida; Tenrecidae
Gene: BPI
Product: bactericidal permeability increasing protein
Exons: 13
Coding region: 1-1299 (432 amino acids)
Biological process (GO): innate immune response; negative regulation of tumor necrosis factor production; negative regulation of interleukin-8 production
Molecular function (GO): lipopolysaccharide binding
Source: RefSeq, a predicted model, not a curated record